Gadus morhua (Atlantic cod) is the source of this 1084-nucleotide messenger RNA. RefSeq names its product myozenin 2a (gene myoz2a). The coding region runs from base 153 to 932 and encodes 259 amino acids. Lineage: Eukaryota; Metazoa; Chordata; Actinopteri; Gadiformes; Gadidae. Gene Ontology annotation, molecular function: FATZ binding; telethonin binding; actin binding. Gene Ontology annotation, cellular component: actin cytoskeleton; Z disc. The transcript is spliced from 6 exons. The record is from RefSeq and is a predicted model, not a curated record.
GUCGCCACUCCCCCUUUCUCACCCGUCGGUCGGUGAGUCUCCCUUGACGACCUCGUGCUGGAGAGACGACCACGACCACCACCACUACCACUUCACCGACACACGCACACACACACACACACACACACACAGCAGACUUCCAGGGGGACCCCAUGUCGCAGUUCUCGUCCAUGACGACCAACGAGAGGAAGAUGCAGGCGGCGGCCAUCAGCAGGGAGAUCUACGGGGGGGAAGACGUGGAGAUCGACCUGGGGAAGAAGAUGUGCGUUCCUAAGGACAUCAUGCUAGACGAGCUGUCCGUGGCCUCCAACCGUGGCUCCCGGCUCUUCAAGAUGCGCCAGAAGCGCUCGGAGAAGUACACGUACGAGAGCAUCCAGAACCCGCCCGCCGCCCCCCUGGACGGAAUCGUCCUUGAAAGUCAGAACGGCGACACAACGGAGGGUCAGAACGGCAGCUCUGACCCGGCCCCUGAGACAGGACCUGAAACAGCAGAACCCAACCCAGAGAGCAUUGCACCAGGGUACGGAGGUCCCCUGAAGGACGUCCCGGCGGAGAAGUUCAACAUCACGUCGGUGCCCAAGUCCUACCACUCCCCGUGGGAGCAGGCCCUCACCAGCGACCCCGCCCUGGCAGAGACGCUGUUGGCCGCGCUGCCGGAGCCCGUGGCCCAGCCUCUCCCGGGCUACAAGAGCUUUAACAGGGUGGCCACCCCGUUCAGAGGAUUCGGGGGCCCCCCCCGCUCCAUCCCCACGGCCGACCCGGAGCCCCGCCCCGACCUCCUGGACCUCAGCGCCGCCACCGCCGCGCCGGCCGGGCCGUGCCGGCCCACCUUCAACCGGCACGCCACGGGCUGGGUGCCGGUGGGCCCGCCCCCCACCCUCCCCAAGGUCUCCCUGCAGCCCAUGCUGAUCCCCGAGUCGGACGACCUUUGACCCCUCACUCCUGCCCGCCGCGAUGAGGUCAUCGUCAUGACGACGAGUCUCUGGCUGCCGCUGGGUCUGCCCCCUACGAAGGAGUUCUGGGUGGGGGGGGGCUCUGAUGGAGGGCAUUAGGGUGCAUGGAGUCAGAGAGAGACAGAGAGGGA